Diospyros lotus (date-plum) is the source of this 1691-nucleotide messenger RNA. Its product is annotated as transcription factor bHLH130-like. The record is from RefSeq and is a predicted model, not a curated record. Bases 321 to 1367 code for a protein of 348 amino acids. Lineage: Eukaryota; Viridiplantae; Streptophyta; Magnoliopsida; Ericales; Ebenaceae. Gene Ontology annotation, biological process: regulation of transcription by RNA polymerase II. The transcript is spliced from 6 exons. Gene Ontology annotation, molecular function: protein dimerization activity; RNA polymerase II cis-regulatory region sequence-specific DNA binding; DNA-binding transcription factor activity, RNA polymerase II-specific. Gene Ontology annotation, cellular component: nucleus.
CUUAUUUACGGGCCAACCCCUCCAUUUUCUCUGUCGGGCAGCUGCGCAUGGUUUAUCAGAUGCAAGCCAGAGCUUGAAAUUUGUAAUUUUUCUUUCUUUCUCAGACCUGGGUUUCGAAGAUUACACACUUGGGGUGGCUUCACCUUCAAGAUUUCGCCUCCAACUGCUUAGAAAUCAAGCAGUAUUCCCGGAAAAAGACUGUAGAAUUUUCUCGGGAAAAAAGGUUGGGGAAUGUAUGGUGAUUCCCGGGCAUUAGCUUCCGACCCGACUGCUAUAUUUUGCAAGUCCAAUUCCAUAUUGGAAGGAGCACAGAACUGUUUAUGAAUCCAGAGAUGAACCAACAUCAAGAAGAGGAGCCCAAUUCCAGUUCUGGGUUGCUGAGAUUUCGCUCUGUCCCGAGCCGCUUGGCUUCUCAGAGCCUUUUCGAGGAGGAUUUUGAGGAGAGCAAGCCUCUGGCAAACGGGUUCAACUCUUUGAAUUCUCAGCUGCAGCUGCCGCCGCAGUAUCCGCGGCAGAGCUCAGCCACUCAAUUGGCCGCCAUGGAUUCCGGUGGCUCGUUCAGGGUCACUGGUUCGGCUGUUUCUUCCAGUCUCAUGCGCCAAAGUAGCUCUCCCCCUGGCCUCUUCUCUCAUCUCCCUGCUCAGAAUGGCUAUGGUACUAUAAGCGGUUUUGGAAACUACAAAGCAGGCAGUGGUAGUAAUGGAGAUACAAGCCUGUCUUUAAACAGGUUGAGGGGUCUGAUGAAUUUCUCAACUGGGGUGUCGCCUUCAUUGGGAAUGUUCUCUCAGAUCUCCGAAAUUGAACCUGAAAGUGCCGAUGGCAGCUGCCGGGAAGACAUUAAGCUUGGAUAUGGUAGCAGGGACCCUCAGUUCUACUCUGGGUAUGCCUUAGGUUCCUGGAAUGAGCCUUCACAUUUUCAAGAGAGUUUCUCUAUGCUGAAAAGGGACAUUGAUAUCAAUGGGAAACUAUUUGCUGGUACACAGAACAGGGAGCUCGAAAAUCAUCGAACGCACAUCUUGUCACACCGCCUAAGUUUACCAAAUACCUCAGCUGAAAUGGCCGCGGUGGAUAAACUACUGCAGUUUCAAGAUACUGUUCCUUGUAAGGUUCGAGCCAAGCGAGGCUGCGCCACUCAUCCAAGAAGUAUUGCAGAGAGGGUUAGAAGAACCAAAAUCAGUGAAAGAAUGAGGAAACUACAGGAGCUCGUCCCGAACAUGGACAAGCAAACAAACACAGCAGAGAUGCUGGACUUGGCUGUUGAGUACAUAAAAGACCUCCAAAAACAGUACAAGGCGCUCAGUGAAAACCGCGCGAGCUGCAAGUGUUCAAGCAUGCAGAAGCCACUCCGAAAUCUGCCGCCGGCAUGAUUGGCUUCUGGUAGAGAUUACAGGAUUUGCAGAAGUGAAAUAGCAAAGCUUUUUGUUUCUCUUCUUUGCUUUCUUCCUUUCUUGUGUUGAACAUGGGGUUUUGAGUGAAGUAGAAGACAUAUGCUAUAGAGAAAUAGAUCAAAUAAGCUAACAAAUUAAGCUUGGUUUGCAUGGUUAAGGGGUAAAAAUAGAUCAAAACAACUGUACAGAAUGGUGUUGCAAUGAUACAUAGACAAAUAUUAUUUUGGUCAAUAUAUCGAUUAAAAUGAUUUAGUUAUGUGAGAAGAAGAUCGAUAGAUACUUUGCGAAUCAUGAAAUGGAUGA